Molecule: messenger RNA, 378 nt
Organism: Lodderomyces elongisporus
Lineage: Eukaryota; Fungi; Ascomycota; Pichiomycetes; Serinales; Debaryomycetaceae
Exons: 1
Coding region: 1-378 (125 amino acids)
Source: RefSeq, a predicted model, not a curated record
AUGGAAGAUGUAAUCACUGAGAAGCGUUUGCUCAACUCCCGUCUAAUAUACAGCAAUAUUGGCACUAUCGACACUGUUGGCACUGUUGGCGCUAUUGACACUGUUGGCACUGUUGGCGCUAUUGACACUGUAGACUAUACUGUCACUGUUGGCACUGUUGGCACUAUUGACACUGUAGACUAUACUGUCACUGUUGGCACUGUUGGCUCUACUGGCACUUUUUUCAGUGGUGACAUUCUUGGGGCGUUUUGCCGUGGUGAGCUUGUCUCUCCCUUGACUCUAAAGCCAUUUGUACCUUCAACAUCAACUUGUCCGACCAAAAGAGGGUUUUCAGAAGUAAAACAUAUCCAGACAAAAACAUUCAGUAUAUACUUCUAA